Pygoscelis adeliae (Adelie penguin) is the source of this 249-nucleotide messenger RNA. RefSeq names its product cortexin 2 (gene CTXN2). Bases 1 to 249 code for a protein of 82 amino acids. The record is from RefSeq and is a predicted model, not a curated record. Lineage: Eukaryota; Metazoa; Chordata; Aves; Sphenisciformes; Spheniscidae. The transcript has a single exon.
AUGAUGAGCAGUAAUUACUGCAGCAACACUUCAGCCAGCAUGAGUGUCAACGAAAUGUCUGCCUUCCCUCUGACUUUAGAGCAAAAAACUGGCUUUGCCUUUGUGGGGAUUUUGUGUGUUUUCUUGGGACUUCUAAUUAUCAGAUGCUUCAAAAUCUUGCUAGACCCCUACAGUAGUAUGCCUUCUUCUACGUGGGAGGAUGAAGUUGAGGGGUUGGAUAAAGGAACAUUUGAAUAUGCUCUUGCAUGA